AUGAACGAUACUUGGAGGUCUCGAUUAAAGGAGAUUCUGCAUAUCACUGCAGACCCAUUCUUGCGGGACUUUCACAAACUACACACCAACGACAAAGAACAAAUCUACAGCAUUCUCCACAACCCCGACAAUGUUGUUGAACAGACAUUCAAAAACACAAUCAUCAAGUCCAUGGAAGAGUCGAUGUUCCGGCCAUUAAUACCUACACAGCAAAUGAAACGAAGACAAAACGACCACCACAACCAAGGUCCACCCCCAAAAGUCCAGAAAUCUACGGUCGACUCCCUAAAAUCACAACAUCAAAUAGAUCAACAAAACCUCGACUGGUUUCUCAGCCAACCACUAGAAGACUUGGAGGUUAUGACAGUGCCAGAGCAGUACCCAUUGACCGUACCCGCAGUCUUGCCCCUUGCCGAGCUUUAUUACCUCACCCAAACACUUGCACUGAUCAAACUCCUCCCAGGAAGCCACAAAGUGUUGAUGACAGAAAACUUUGAACUGGCAUUGGCAGAAGGGAAAAUUGCCGUGCUCUACUCCCGCAUCGAGGAACUCAAACGACAAGGAAAAUGGUCAUUGAGACAGCCACAAAAGUUCUACGACCCAUUCAAGUUUAUCCGCAAAUCGAAAAAGAAAUCGUUUCAUUGGGACUACCUCCUCCAAGAAGGGAAAUGGAUGGCAGAUGAUUUUAGAGAAUCCCUGAAAUACAAAAAAUGGUGUUGCGUGGUCAUUGCCGAGGCAGUAGAACAGUACUGGAAAGGUAGAAAAGUGUCCCACCAGACAUUUGUCGAUGUGGCAGACUUGAAAAAGAUCGACAAGUCAAUCAUACGCAACCUCCCUGUGUACACCGGACUUGGCGGCGACUCCAGAGAACCACCGAUCGCUACAGUCUCAAAACUAGUCUACCCUGCCGAAGACAACCACUGGUAUAAGAUAGCCCUCAAGCCACACCACCACCACCACCGCCACCAAACCACCCACCAAGGCUUGUUUGGUCUGACCCGCAAAUACAACACCCUAAAACCACCAAAACCACCAACCCCCAAAAACAUCGAGUACCGUAUCCCCACUAUUUGGCUACCAGAAGACGACAAGCGGUUGAUCCAUUAUGUUGCCGAGUUCUGUUUCAAUUGGGACCUCAUUUCCGAACACAUCCUGUCGAGCUCUACAGCAGUAAGCCUCAAAAAGUACGAGUCAAACAUCGAAAGACGAACUCCGUGGCAGUGUUUCGAGCGGUACAUCCAACUAAACGACAAGUUCCAGUUUUCCGACAUGAAAGGGGUAUACGCAUACCACGCCCAGCAAUGGCUAGAACAGGCACACAGAGCUCAACUGACAACCAAACGCAGAAUCUCACCAUUGGGGGUGGGCCCAGAAUCCGUGCAAAGAGGUAAUAGAAAGUUACGCUGGGCAUCAAUGUUUGAUGCAAUGAGAAAGGCUAUGAAGAAACGGGAGAUCGCCGCUGCAAAAGUAAACCACCGCAAAUCAACAGCAGAACUACAAGCCAACCAAAAUGUAACUGAACCCAAACCCAACAGCGACAGAAUUCCUACCCCUGCAGAGCUUUCAAGACUCAAAUUCGAAAGAGACAAAACACUACAUGAAAACCAUAUCAACCAGCAAGCUACAAGAGCACGCAUGGUGCAGGCAGUGGCUAAACCAGCACCAGCACCAGCACCAGCACCACCGCCACCACCACCACCAAAACCCGUGAAAAGACCUACAACACCUAACGGCACACCCCUAACCAACGAGCAAAUCCAGCAUUUACUACAAAUGCAAAAACAUAGAAGAAUGUUGCAACAACAACAACAACAACAACAGCAGCAGCAACAUCAGCAGCAACAACGCAGAAUCCAUUUCCCGCCAGCCCAGGUCUCUAAAGUCAUCAACGACAUCCAACAGCAAAAUCCAGGGUUAUCAAAAGACCAAGUAACUAAACUUGCAGCUCAGUACCUCGCCAGUUUGCUGCAACAGGGGUACGGCGUACCUUCCUCGCCAGUGCCACCACACCAAAAAAACCAAACUGCAUCGCCCAUGUCAGGGUCGCCAAACAACGCGUAA
Messenger RNA from Candida albicans SC5314, 2061 nucleotides. RefSeq names its product Vid21p (gene VID21). The record is from RefSeq and is a predicted model, not a curated record. The coding region runs from base 1 to 2061 and encodes 686 amino acids. Lineage: Eukaryota; Fungi; Ascomycota; Pichiomycetes; Serinales; Debaryomycetaceae. The transcript has a single exon.